Molecule: messenger RNA, 1113 nt
Organism: Cooperia oncophora
Lineage: Eukaryota; Metazoa; Nematoda; Chromadorea; Rhabditida; Trichostrongylidae
Source: the annotation of a GenBank genome assembly
AUGUAUAUGCAAGGCGAUGAAAUCUGGCAUCCAUCUUGUGAGCAUUCUCGAACCACGGAGAACAUUGCGCCAUCGGCAAAGAGCGCCUCGUUGUCUUCUCGAAAUGAGCCAAAGUAUCAGUCAGCUUUUGGACAACAUCUCACAUACAUGUAUCUGCUACCCGAAGCUGAGCAAACAUAUUUGCGUCAUCCGAUAACAAAUCCAAAGGAACCAAAUGCUCCGCAAUUCCAUGUACCUCUAGGUCCUAUUAAGAUUCGUAAAUCUCGUCUUUCUAUGCUCAAAACGGGAAUGCAGCGUUUGACGGAGGAUCUCGAGAAGAAUGUACCUCGGCCGAAAUCGCCCCAUAUGGAUAACGAGGAACCGAUUGAAAUGGCUCAUUAUCCUGCCGGUCAUGCACCAGAUCCAGAUAAGCUUCCAGCCAUUGAGCGAGACGAUUUCCCAGCUCCUCCUUAUCCAUAUGCUGUAGAAGAACUGAAACGACGUUUGUCAACGUCUUCGAUAGAAAAUGAAAUUUCCGAUGACGAAUUGUCCGAAAGCGAAAGGAUUGAUGAAGACAAGCUUAAGAAGACUGUUGAGCAACUGGAGAAGUUCGAUGACUCGUCGAUUGCACAUGUUAUCAAACAAAAUAUUGAAGAAAGCCAUAAGAAACAAAGACUACCACUUCACUGGGAUCCUCGUAAUGCUAGUCGCACGCCGUCAGCCAAAAAGAUGCCACAUUUGCGUUUUCGUUAUGAUGUUCCAAUCAAUGCGUCACCUUCUCGUCAUCUUAAUCGUCCACGACCAUGGGUUGCUUGGCAGGGUGGCGAACGUGCUCAAGGAAAUACACUGCCAUGUUUCCAUGUGCCAGAGAGCAGAGGCAGUACAAUACGAGCAGCAACACUUCCGACCGGGUACAACUACGGGACACUUUCUAUGGAGAAUUUAGACACUACAAUAAGCAGUCAGUACUCAGACCAUUCUUUGGCUGGUACAAUUGGUGGAAUGCGAACUGUAGGAGAAAUGCGCCACACCUUACGCUCGUCGCUUCCUGAUAUGAGCAAACCAGCAAAAAUUUACGAUCUGGCUGAUCUUCAGACCACGAACAAGAAGCUACCAGAAGACGUUGAUAGGUGA